GGUCACACUGGCAGAGGUAAACACGUUGCACUGCAAAUUAACUUUUUGUUAAGUGCUGUGAACUGAAUAAAACAAUUGUUUUAAACAAUUGCAAGGUCCCUCAACCUUUCAACUAUGGCCACAACUGAGCGAAAGGGCACCUUUAAGGUGGAGUACCUCCAGAAGAUCGAACGAGAGGUCCAGGAGCGAUGGGAGAAGGAGCGUGUCCACGAGUCGGAUGCCCCAACGGCACCCAAGAAGCGGCAAUCGGAGAAGUUCUUCGUCACCUUUCCGUUUCCCUACAUGAAUGGCAGGCUCCACUUGGGCCACACCUUCUCCCUGUCCAAGGCGGAGUACUCGGUGCGGUAUCACCGCCUCAAAGGACGCCGCGUCCUGUGGCCCUUUGGCUUCCAUUGCACUGGAAUGCCCAUAAAAGCAUGCGCCGACAAGCUAACCCGCGAACUGGAACAAUUUGGUUAUCCGCCAAAGUUCCCAGAGAUUGCAGAUGAGGCUCCGGCGCCCGUGGAAACCAAGUCGGAGGUGCCCAAGGACAAGUCCAAGGGUAAGAAGAGCAAAGCGGUGGCCAAGACAGGCACGGCUAAGUACCAAUGGCAGAUUAUGCAGAGUCUGGGUCUCAAGGAUGAGGAGAUCAAGGAUUUCGCCAAUGCGGAGCACUGGCUGAAUUACUUCCCACCGCUGGCGGUGAAGGAUCUCAAGCGGAUAGGCGUGCACAUUGAUUGGCGUCGCACUUUUAUCACCACGGAUGCCAAUCCCUACUUUGAUUCCUUUGUCCGCUGGCAGUUUAAUCAUCUGAAGGAGCGCGGCAAGAUCUUGUAUGGCAAGAGGUACACCAUUUACUCGCCCAAGGAUGGCCAGCCCUGCAUGGAUCAUGAUCGCAGCACGGGCGAGGGUGUGGGUCCUCAGGAGUACACCCUUAUCAAGAUGAAGGUUCUAGAGAAGCCCAAGGCUUUGAGCUCCAUCAAGGAAACUAUUUACUUGGUGGCUGCUACCCUGCGUCCGGAGACCAUGUACGGUCAGACCAACUGCUGGCUUCAUCCGGAUAUCAAGUACAUUGCCUGGCAAACCACUAAAAACAAUGAAGUUUGGAUUAGCACCAGGCGUGCAGCCCGCAACAUGGCUUAUCAGGGUUUUACUGCGGAGGAAGGAAACAUUAAAGUGGUGGCUGAAGUCAAGGGUCAGGAUUUGUUGGGUGUUUCCCUGUCUGCUCCCUUGACUCCACACAAGACCAUCUACACCCUGCCCAUGCUCAGCAUCAAGGAGGACAAGGGCACGGGCGUGGUUACUUCAGUUCCCUCUGAUUCCCCUGAUGAUUAUGCUGCCUUGGUGGAUCUGCAGAAGAAGGAGGCCUUCCGCCAGAAGUAUGGUCUUACGGAUGAGAUGGUCUUGCCUUUUGAACCCAUACCCAUCAUAGAUGUGCCUACUUUGGGCAAACUGAGUGCUGUGCAUGCCUAUGAGACCCUGAAAAUACAAUCCCAAAACGACAAGGAGAAGCUGGCGGAGGCAAAGGAACUGUGCUACUUGAAGAGUUUCUAUGACGGCGUCAUGUUAGUAGGAGAUUUCGCUGGCCGCAAAAUCCAGGAUGUCAAGAAGGAUCUGCAAAAGAAACUUGUGGAUGCCAAUGAGGCUGACAUUUACUACGAACCCGAAAAGACCAUCAUGUCGCGUUCUGCCGAUGAGUGUGUGGUGGCCCUGUGCAACCAAUGGUAUCUCAAUUACGGCGAGCCUGUGUGGCAAGCCCAGGCCACCAAGAUCCUCAAGGAUAUGGAGACAUUCCACGAAGAGGCGCGCAAUAACUUUGAGGCUAUCCUCAACUGGCUCCACGAGUAUGCCUGCUCUAGAACCUAUGGUUUGGGCACCAAACUCCCUUGGGAUGAGCAGUGGCUGAUUGAAUCGUUGUCAGAUUCCACCAUUUACAUGGCCUUCUAUACAGUAGUGCAUCUCCUGCAGGGCGGCACUUUCCGCGGCGAGAAGCCAGGACCCUUUGGCAUCAAACCCUCGGACAUGACGGCUGAAAUUUGGGAUUACAUCUUCUUCAAGGAGACUCCCCUGCCCAAAAAGACCAACAUCAAGGCGGAAUAUCUGGCUGUGCUGCGUCGCGAGUUUGAGUACUGGUAUCCCUUGGAUCUUCGGGUUUCCGGCAAGGAUCUCAUCCAGAAUCACUUGACCUUCUGCCUGUACAAUCAUGCGGCCAUUUGGCCCAACGAUGAGACCAAGUGGCCCAAGGGUAUGCGUGUAAAUGGCCAUUUGUUGCUCAAUUCCGCCAAGAUGUCCAAGUCGGAUGGUAAUUUCCUUACCCUAACCGAGGCGGUGGACAAGUUUUCGGCUGAUGGCAUGAGAUUGUGUCUGGCGGAUGCUGGCGACAGCGUGGAGGAUGCUAAUUUUGUGGAGAGCACUGCGGAUGCUGGUAUCCUGCGGCUGUACACCUUCAUUGAGUGGGUCAAGGAGAUGCUGGAGACGAGGAGCAGCCUGAGAAAGGGUGCGGAGAAGACCUUUAAUGACAAGGUCUUUCUCAGUGAAAUCAAUUUGAAAACCCAGCAAACGGAUGACAAUUAUCGCAAGAUGUUGUUUAAGGAGGCCUUGAGGAGUGGCUUCUAUGAGCUUCAGUUGGCCAGGGAUAAGUACAGGGAGCUGUGCGGCUCUCAAGGCAUGCACGAGGAUCUGGUGCUGGAAUUCAUCCGUCGUCAGGCUUUGUUGGUGUCACCCAUUUGUCCCCAUGUGGCGGAUCAUGUCUGGGGUUUGUUGGGUAACAAGGAGUCCAUUGUUCAUGCCCGUUGGCCCGAGGUGGGUGACAUCAAUGAGUUGGACAUUAUGUGCUCGGAAUACCUCAUGGAAGCAGCUCACUCUUUCCGCUUGAACCUGAAGAACUUGCAGCAGCUGAAAAGCAAAGCCAAGGCUGUGGAUCAGCCGCGGGAAAAACCCAAUCGUGGCUUGAUUUGGGUGGCCAAAACCUAUCCUCCCUGGCAGUGCUGUGUCCUGGACACCAUGAGGGAGUUGUUUAACAAAACCCAAUCCCUGCCGGAUAACAAAGUCAUUGCUGCCACACUGCAACAAAAAGCGGAGUUGAAGAAGUUCAUGAAGCGGGUGAUGCCUUUUGCUCAGAUGAUCAGGGAGAAGGUGGAGUCCGGCAAGGGUGUGGCUGCCCUGGCUGUCAAUUUGGAGUUUGAUGAGCGUCAGGUGCUCAUCAGCAAUGUGGAUUACCUCAAGAAUACACUGGAUCUCGAUGUCCUCGAAAUCAAGUAUACAGAUGACCCCUCGGCCCCGGAGAAAACCCGUGAGGAAGUACGUCCUGGCUCGCCCUUCAUUAACUUUACCGUGGCUCCAAAUGUCAGCGUUGAGCUCACAAAUCCCAUUGAACGUUCCUCACUCUUCCAAGUCAACACUGUCAUCUCCGAGGGCGACACAGUCAAGUCGCUGCGGGAAAAGCUUUCCAAAAUCAUUGGCCUGAAAUCGGAUGCUGCGGUUAAUCUUAAGAUUUGGCGUUAUGAUGAUCCUCUUUUGGGUCCCCGGAAGAUACCCAACUUUGAGGAUUACAAAGCGGGCAAGAGUGUCCUGGGUGAGGGCAACUUUAUCCUGGAUGUGGACAACAAGAAAGUGAGCCUGGAGCAGGGCGGCAAGCAGACAGAAGUGGGCAGGAAUCUAAUCUAUGUUGUGGACUAAAGAGAAAGAGCAUCACUGGGUUCGUAAGCGAACUUGAAACCUUGUAAAACACACAAAAUCGUUGGCUUUUAAAAUAAAGAAAUUAUGAUUUUUUUUUAUCAACGAAAA
Drosophila kikkawai is the source of this 3765-nucleotide messenger RNA. It is a transcript of the gene LeuRS, whose product is annotated as Leucyl-tRNA synthetase. NCBI's taxonomy places the organism in Eukaryota, Metazoa, Arthropoda, Insecta, Diptera, Drosophilidae. Gene Ontology annotation, biological process: leucyl-tRNA aminoacylation. Gene Ontology annotation, molecular function: ATP binding; leucine-tRNA ligase activity; aminoacyl-tRNA deacylase activity. The record is from RefSeq and is a predicted model, not a curated record.